Messenger RNA from Talaromyces stipitatus ATCC 10500, 8067 nucleotides. RefSeq names its product polyketide synthase, putative. Bases 1 to 7866 code for a protein of 2621 amino acids. Gene Ontology annotation, biological process: fatty acid biosynthetic process; secondary metabolite biosynthetic process. Gene Ontology annotation, molecular function: phosphopantetheine binding; fatty acid synthase activity; 3-oxoacyl-[acyl-carrier-protein] synthase activity. The record is from RefSeq and is a predicted model, not a curated record. NCBI's taxonomy places the organism in Eukaryota, Fungi, Ascomycota, Eurotiomycetes, Eurotiales, Trichocomaceae. The transcript has 10 exons.
AUGAAAGAAGCUACCCCCCAGGUUGAAGACGCAAAAGGGUUAAACGGUAAGCUGGGGCCUGACUCGCAGGAUACAAUGGGACUUAUUUCUCCAGGUAAUCAUGCUACCGAUCCCGAGAUAGACGGCAAUGAUCUUGACCCCAUAGUGAUCUGCGGGUUUUCGAUUAAAUUCCCCCAGGAUGCGACUUCCCCCAAUUCUUUCUGGGAUAUAAUAAUCAAUAGGCGCUGUGCGAUGACCGAAUUCCCUGCAGACCGGCUCAAUCCCGAUGGCUUUUAUCGCAAAACAAAUCGGCUGAAUGCAUUGCAUCUGAAAGGCGGACACUUCAUCAAAGAGGACCUGUCAGUUUUUGAUGCCGAGUUCUUCUCAAUUUCGCCUACUGAGGCAGCCUCCAUGGAUCCCAUACAGAGGUGGCUUCUCGAAACAGCCUAUAGAGCUCUUGAGAAUGCGGGCAUUCCGAUGGAUAGCAUUUCUGACUCUUUGACGGCCGUCUACGUUGGGUCUUUUACUAUGGACUAUAUGCUGCAAUUAGUUCGAGAUCCAGAAACUCCCCCCGCAUAUGCGGCCAUAGGGUUUGGCCUCAGUAUGUUGGCAAAUCGUCUCAGUUGGUUCUUCAACCUGCGUGGCCCAAGUAUCGGUCUAGACUCGGCUUGUUCGAGCAGUGCAGUAGCCGUAGACAUAGCUUGUCAGUCUCUGCAGAAUCGCUCUUGCAAUAUGGCAAUUGUCGCGGGUUGUAAUUUAGCCAAUUGUCCUGAAUCCUACAUCUGGAUGUCUAAUCUUAAUUUUCUAUCUGCAGACAGUCGGUGCUAUUCAUUUGAUCACCGAGCAAAUGGGUAUGCCCGAGGAGAAGGAGUUGGAGUGCUAAUCUUGAAGAGAUUAUCGGAUGCCAUACGCGACGGGAAUAUCAUCCGUGCGGUAAUAAGGUCAACAGCUUCGAAUGAAGACGGUCGAACCUCGGGAAUAACGCAGCCUAAUCGCAGAGCCCAGGAGCAAUUGAUUAGCCUAACAUACCAGAAGGCAGCCUUAUCCAUGGCACAUACUAGAUUUUUUGAGGCUCACGGUACUGGUACACCAGUCGGUGAUGUUUGCGAAGCGCAAGCAAUUGGGUCUGUCUUCCAAACGUAUCGUUCUUCACGAGACCCUCUAUACGUAGGCUCUGUCAAGUCCAAUAUUGGCCACCUUGAAGGCGCCAGUGGAUUGGCAGGUAUUAUUAAGACCGUUCUCGCUUUGGAGAAGGGUGUCAUUCCCCCAAAUGCCAAUUUCGAGAAUCCGAAUCCAAAAAUUGACGUAGAGUUUCUACGUCUCUGCUUUCCCGAAAAGAGUUACGCAUGGCCAAGCACAGGGCUCCGAAGAGCCUCUAUCAACUCCUUUGGUUACGGAGGGUCAAACGCACAUAUUGUUUUAGACAACGCUUACAAUUAUUUACGUUUAAGAUGUCUGCAUGGAAAACAUUGCACUAGGCCAUUUCCGCCAAGAGAUAAUUCCUUUAUUAACAGAGUUGAUGAGACUUUGAAAUCGGAAAAUCAAACUAUAUUCCGCAAGGAUAAACCCCCAAAAUUACUCGUCUGGUCAGCUGCGGAUAGGCAUGGAAUCAACAGGAUCAUUGAGGUUUACAGAAAUUGGUAUCAGGAAGAAAUUUCGUCUCAGACAAGCAACUGCAAUGAUCUUUUAGAAGAUCUAGCCUUCACACUUGGUGUCCAUCGCAGCCAUCUUCAGUGGAGAUCGUUUGCUGUUUUAAAGUCAUGUUUGGAGCUAAAUGACUUACAGUCCAGCAUAUCUGCCCCGUUUCGAGUGCGUCCUGAAGCGCCCCGUGUUGGAUUCGUUUUCAACGGUCAAGGUGGUCAAUGGCCUGGGAUGGGAAGAGAACUGAUAUGCUAUGCAUCGUUCAAAGAAGAUAUAAUUCGAGCGGAAAAAUGUCUAACAACAUUGGGAUGUACCUGGUCGUUAAUGGAUGAAUUGCUCAAGUCAGAGGAAACUUCGAACAUUGAUCACGCAGAGUUUUCUCAAACUCUUUGCACGGUUCUGCAAAUUGCGUUGGUAAACCUGUUACGAAGAUUUCAUGUUGAACCAUGCGCAGUGGUUGGACACUCCUCAGGCGAAAUCGCAGCAUCAUAUGCCGCGGGCUACUUGUCAUAUGAAUCUGCAUUGAAGAUAGCCUAUUUCCGGGGUCUUUGUUCUGCAGAGCUGGCAAAGUCUUCGAAUCCUCGUACUCGUGGGGCGAUGAUGUCGAUCGGAUUAUCAGAAGACGACGCCAGAGACAUGAUAGCAGUCUCAAAUCAGGCAGCCAGUAAUUUUGGAGUCUCGAUUGCUUCUAUAAACAGUCCCUGCAAUGUGACGAUUUCCGGGGAAGAGAAGCUUAUAGACGAACUGAAAACAAAAUUGGAUAAGGAGAGGAUCUUUGCGCGCAAGCUCCGUGUGCCAUUGGCCUAUCAUUCGCGACAGAUGAAUGCCAUGUCGUUCAAAUUUACUUCUCUCAUUGGCUCGCUGACGCUUUCAAGUAACGCUAUUAACGUGAUUCCCAUGUUAUCCACAGUUACAGGAGAGCGCUUAACUGCCAGUCAUCUGAAAGAGCCCUCAUACUGGGCGCUCAACAUGGUAUCACCUGUACGCUUUUCGCAGGCUGUAGAAAAAAUGUGUUUCCAGUCUGGCUCGAAUAUUUCAAAGAAAAUUGAUAUGUCUCAUAAAUGUGUUUCUGCAGUGAAUCAUAUAAUUGAGAUAGGACCGCAUGGGACUUUACAGGGGGCUAUUCGACAGAUUAUCCAAGCUUUCCCACGUGAGAAGCGCAUCGAUUACAACUCAGUCUUAACAAUGGGUCGCCCAGCUAUGGAUACCAUGCUUGAAACAAUGGGCAAGUUGCACACUAUGGGAGUAUGUUUGAGUCUGAGAGAAAUCAACGAGCCUCAAGAAGAACAGAAGAUGGCUCGGUCCAUUUUAGUUAACUUGCCCGAAUACCCAUUUGACCAUUCACAACAUUACUGGCACGAAAGUCGACUUAGUCGAAACUACAGAUUGAGGCCUCACGCGCCUUCCGAGCUACUAGGUGUUCGCUGCACGGACUGGAAUGCCUCAGAAGCUCGCUGGAGGCAUUUCAUUCGAAUUGCGGAGAUGCCUUGGAUAGGACACCAUGUGGUUAAUGGAACGGCUCUGUACCCGGGAGCUGGAAUUCUAAUAAUGGCAAUUGAGGCAGCAAAGGAGUUGGCCGGUGACAAUCAUUUAAUUGACGGUUACACGCUCCGCGAUACUCAAAUCCUUGCCCCCAUCAAUGUGGAUACAGACACCGAAGUCCAAAUAUCCAUGCAUAGGAUGCACCACUCAGGCCAGAAGGAACUAAUUUUUGAGUUCUUCAUUCGCACUCCUACUACCGAUGACGACUGGCUGCUUAAUUGCCAUGGCUUUAUCUCCGUAGCUUUAUCUGAUUUGUGGGACAAUUGGGAGAAAGAGAAAACAGCGAGCCAGCGAAGAAGUGUUGCAGAAAAAUAUGCAGCUCUUGUUCCAUCCUGCUCAAAUCCCGUCAAUAGCCAAAAUAUGUACAACUUUUUGAGUCAACAUGGCUAUGAGUACGGGUUCCUUUUCCAAGCCGCAUGCCGUCAAUUCUGUACCGAAGAAACAUACAAAGCUACCGCCGAAGUAAAGCUCUAUGACUCUAGUAAAGAAAGCCACGUUGUUCAUCCUAUCUCCUUGGAUGCCAUUUUACAUCUUUCCUUCACUGCUCUUACCUCGGGAGGUAAGCGAACGAUGGCAACAAGCAUACCAUCUCGCAUCGGCCAUCUAUGGAUAUCGAAUGAGGGUCUCAGCAGGCCGGAUAAUGAUACAGUAACAGCUUUCAGUUCUGUUAUCAAUGCAACAAAGCGAGGGUUUUCCUUUAGAGGAGCUGCUAUAGACAGCCAUGGAAGAAGGGACCUAAGAUUGUGGUGUGAAGACAUUCAAAUGACAAACGUGACUCCCAAUCCGAUUACUACUUUACUUCCCAAUCCAAAACAGUUUUGCAUGGGUAUCGAAUGCAAACCUGCUCUAAGCAAACUGUCAUCCAAGGAAAUUGGCGACCUUUUACACGAUAUGCAUCCAGUUUCUCCGGAUAUGUCAGGCUUUUUCAGAGAUUUAGAGCUGCUUGUUAAAACAUCCAUAAAACGUUUGAUUACAUGCACAACUCCCAGGACCUCAGGAUCUGAAGAAACAUGGAAGACGCCAUACUGGAACUGGGCUAAGCAUCAUUCAGUACAAGUCGAAUACUUGGCUGGAACCGACGAUGAUUUCGAGCAUCUUUGUGACCACAUGCGAACAACCAAUAGCAUCGGGCGCCUUUACGAAACAGUGGCCUCGAAUCUUGUCGCAUUCUUCAAUGAAGAAGUCAAUCCUCUGGAACUAUUACUUCAGUCGGGAAUAUUGAAAGAGUACUACCAGGAACUAGCCAACUAUAGGUGCACAAAGCAGGUGGCAAGCUACAUUGACCUGCUAGCUCAUCAAAACCCCGGGUUGAUGAUUUUAGAACUUGGUGGAGGAACUGGUUCAGCGACUCGAAACAUAAUAGGCGCCCUUUGCUCAAGGUCAAACAAUCACACAGCAUCACUAAGAUGUAGUCGAUAUGACUUUACGGAUAUCUCACCUGCAUUUCUGGAUAAGGCUCGGGAAGAAUUCCACCCUUACCAUUCUCAAAUGACUUUUGGCACGCUCGAUAUAGAACAGAAUUUUGCCGCACAAGGUUUUAAGGAAGGUAGCUAUGAUGUUGUCAUAGCUGAUAACGUCCUCCACAUCACCAGAAACCUAGUGUACACUUUGCAGAAUGUUAGGAAGGCUUUGAAACCCGGUGGCAAGUUAAUAAUACACGAACUGCUAAAACCGUCGGGAUGGACGACAGGGUUCAUUUUUGGAUUUUUCCCUGGCUGGUGGCUAGGUACACAGGACAACCGAAUUUUAUCUCCAAAUGUCUCCGCUAAUACAUGGGACACGAUUUUGAGGGAAAGUGGCUUCUCUGGCGCCGAUAUUGUCUUGCGAGAUUUUGAAGAUGAGGUAGCCCAUCAGCUGGGCCAGAUAAUCUCAACAGCGAUUGAGGCGACACCAUCGCCUACUCCACGACUACCGCGGCGUGUUCAAGUAACCAUCAUCGUGGACCAAACCUGUACAGAACAAUUAUUGCUAGCUAGGGAUUUGUGUUCUCCUCUGCAGAAGCUGACCGAAUACAUGCCACGGGUCCUCCACAUAGAAGAGGCUCUUUCUAAGUAUCGCAAAAGAAAUGCAAAUGAGCUGGUCAUUCUUCUAGCUGACUACAAGAACUCGUUUCUCAGUGCACUUGAUAGUAGAAAUUGGAUAUACCUCAAAACGCUUAUCCAGGGAUCAUAUCACUUGCUAUGGGUAUCCAGCGGUGGAGGACAUUUCCCUAAUCCUGAGUAUGGAAUGCUGGAUGGCUUUGCACGGACAAUGCGAUCCGAAUAUUACGAGCUUCAUCUGGUUGUCUUAGCGCUAGAUGCUACGAGGGUUUAUGAUCCAACCACAAGUCGGACUCUAGUAAUGCAGGUGGUGUCUGAGAUGCUUGAUACUCAGUCCGGUCACUACGAAGAGGAAUACAUUGUCAUCGAUGCACGUUUGUAUACUCGGAGGCUCGUCGCCGCGCAUGAUCUGAAGUCAACUAUGGAUGCAAAACUUCAAACAUAUGAAGUUCUAUCCAUCCCUCUGAGAGAGAGACGGUGGAUUCAAACGUCGACAGAAUCAAAUUCAGAUUUUGAUAACACCCUGUUCUAUCGUGAAUUAUUUCCAUCUAAUGAAGGAGAUCCAAUGUCUGAUUUCGUCGAGAUUCUUGUCAAAGCAGUGUCUCUCCAGGAUUACGAGCGCGAUUCUGCUAGAAACCCUGAACCAGACUCGACGUUCGGUAGCUAUUGCUCUGGUGUUGUCCUCUCCGCUUGUCCUGGUUCUAAAUUCCACCCAGGUGAUCGCGUUUUCGCUUUCAGCAUUGGCUGUUUCCAGUCGCAUGUCAUGGUGUCUUCCACGGCGGUUGUGAAGAUUCCACCAGAUUUGUCCUUUGUUGAUGUUUGUCGAGCAGCUCCGUCUAGACUAAUUGUUUACAAUGCGUUGGUUGAAGUUGGGCACAUCAAAAACACAGAUGUGACAUUGGUUCAGAACGGUGCAGGUUCUAUGGGCCAAGCAGCCCUCCGCCUCCUCUGCAAUCGCGGUGUAAAAGAUGUAUGGACCACAGCAGCCGAUCAGAAAGGCCGGAUGCAGAUUAUACAAACUUUUGGAAUUCCAGAAGAACGUAUUUUACCAAUGAGCUGGUUUCACACUGAGACAAUAAUCGGAUCACAGUGGAUGCAGAGAUUUGACGUCGUCUUCUUGCCAGAGUUGAAUUUUUCAACAUCAGCCUUGAUGAGACUGGGGAGAUCUGGCGGUCGAUGCAUCAUGCUAAACACUACCAGUGGGUCUUCUAAUAGCCUUCACUCGAUCCAAUCCGUGCCCCCAAACACGAUGUUAUCCAUAAUUCACCUUGGAGAGAUCACAAAAAGGGCCAGCCUCAUCAACUCAGCAUCUUUACAGUAUGCGGUGAUGUUCUCACACCUCGAGAGCACAAUAUGUCCAGCCCUUUGUUUCCCCGCAUCUGAUCUAAUGAGAGCUUUUAAUGCACUACGGAAUGUGAAUAACGGAGAGAAUGUAGUCAUGGACUUAGAUGACAGUAUCAGGAUAGAUGUUCGAGUUAAGUCUCUUCCUAAAAAACUCUUUGGUUCCCAAGCUACAUAUUUGAUUGCUGGGGGUCUUGGUGGCUUAGGAAGAGAGAUGGCUCGAUGGCUUGUGAGCCGAGGCGCGGUUUACCUCAUACUACCAUCGCGGUCUGGCCCACGAACAGCAAAAGCUCAGCAAUUUCUUACUGAAAUGGGCAAUAAAAAAGUUCAUAUCGAGACACCCCGUUGUGAUUUAACCGACAGAACUGCCUUGCGAUCUAUGUUGAUCAAUUAUUCUAAGAGGAUGCCCCCUAUCAAAGGCUGCAUCCAAUCUACCAUGGUCAUGACGGAGCUAGUCUUUCAGAAAAUGGAAUUCGACAAUUGGAAAGCCACAAUCGAUUCAAAGGUCAAAGUGUCAUGGAAUCUCCACUUGGAACUUCCGCGUGGUCUUGAUUUUUUUAUCCUCAUAUCCUCAAUGAUGGGCAUUAUGGGAAGUGCCUCCCUGGCUGCCUAUAAUGCUGGCAACACCUAUGAGGACGCCUUGGCGCAUUACCGAGUAUCACAAGGUGAGCGAGCUGUCUCACUCAAUCUGGGCGCUGUUCCGGACGGAGGUUACUUAGUUGAACAUGGGAACUAUAUACCUGGCAUGACGCGAACAGAAAAGUACGCUCUUACAUAUGUUAAAGAGCUCUGUGUGAUGCUGGAAAUAUUCUGUGACCCCGAUACUCUGCGUCGUAAUUCCUUUGGCUGCCAAGCCAUAGUCGGAAUCCGACCCCCAGCACACUGGAAGCACAUAGAAGAGGUACCUUCUACUAUGGCCCGGCCCUUCUGGGGACAUAUGCAUCAUGUUCCAGUCACUCACCCUGAUGAACUACAGUCCCCAAAUGCGGCUACUCAUCAAGAUCGACACAAUAUUGUAGAGAAAAUCGCAACUGCGGAUUCGCUUCUAGAAGCUGCUGAGAUUGCUGCUGAAGCCCUAGCUGACCGGGUCGCUGCCAUUUUGGGAACUGUCAAAGAUCGUCUUGACUUUCAAAGGCCCCUUCACUCCUACGGCAUGGAUUCAUUGUCGGCUAUUGAUUUACGCAACUGGAUCGGCAAGACUUUUGACAUAGACCUGCCUAUUUCUGACAUUUUUGGAGGGAUAACAUUGGCCAGUGCAGCUAUGACCAUUGUCCAAAGAACCAGCAGUAGGAAUGUCACCACACCGAGAGGAUUAGGGCACUGAGAACAAAAACCGCCACUCAGCAAAGAAAAUAUGGUACGUAGAGUCACCUAAAAGAAGAGAUGACCUCAGAAGGGGGUCCAGGAGGAUGAGGGCAUCAUCUCUUAGCUAUAUAGUAGAAGUAGAAAUGCAGAGGUGCUUUUCAUGCUCCGUACCAACAGAGAAGAUAAGCAUCAUCAUGAUUAAAAGAUUUAUGGUAGUCUG